AAUAAAGAAAUCGAUAUACUUAAUGGAAAGGUCGAAAAAUUAUUGAUUGAACUCGAUACAACACGACAACAAGCGAGUCAAUAUGAGUAUGCUUUCAAAGAACAGAUUGUUAUAGUUCAGAAAACAAAUGUGGAAAAAGAAGAUAAAGAAAGAUAUUACAAAGAAGUAAUGGAUAAAGUCUUAGCUGAAGGAAAAUCUUUAAAGAGAUUGAAUGAAAUAUAUGAAAAACGCCAGCAAGAAGAUAAAGAGGCGAUUAAUCGGGCACAAAGAGAGAUAGCUGACCUUCAAUAUUCUUUAUCGGAAGCAAAUAAUAAACUCACUCAGUCUCAAUCAGAAAUAGAAAAGCUGAAUGAAGAUAUUCGGCGGAUCGAGGAUGAAAAUAAACAUUUAAGCCAGAUAUCAUCUGUAUCAUCAGUUUCUCCGGGAAGUGCCGUUAGCAUGGCAUUACAGUCUAAGGGAAAAUCUAUUGUGCAGAUGUAUUCGGAGUAUUCAAAACUUCAAGAGCAAUUAUUACAAGAGAGAAGAAAGAAUCGGGAACUAACUGAAGCACUAGCAACUUUCAACAAAGAACUCGAAAAUUAUGUAAUUAUUGUUCAAACGGUGGAGUAUAAUCAAAUGGUUGCGGAAAAUCAGACAAUUUCAGAACAGCUAAGAGCGUGUCAUGAAGAGAUUCAACAACUUAAUCAAUCGGUAAACAAUUUACAGUCAGAAAAUCUGCAACUAACGGAUCGUAAUAAUCAACUACAAAAUGAAAAAGAAGUGUACAUAAAACACAACUCUAUAUUAAUACGUCAAGUUGAUGAAUUUCGAGGAGGCACCCCAAGGUCACCUCAAAUGGAUAUCGGAGAAGAUAAUGAACCACACGAUAUUGAUAGUCUUUAUAGAUUAAGUUUUAACUUAAAAGCCGAGAAAAAGAGUUUAAUGAAAAAGAUCUCAACACUUGAAAAUCAAAUUAAAGUGCUACAAGAUCAGAUCACUCUAAAAGAUUCGGAAAAUCAAUCCGCUGUACAAGAAAUUUCUCGCCUUCAAAUGAGACAGCGACAAUUAUGUUCGCAAGUUGAGUCACUUGAGCGAGAGCGAGGGUUACAACAAGAAUUGACCUUACGAGGAAGUAUCAAUAGUAUUCAAGAUGCUAACGCUUAUGUAAGAAUGAUUCCAUCAAUUCUUGGUACUCGUGGGCGCGAUUACGAAGCGGAAAUUACCGAUCUUAAGUCUCGACUUGAGAUUUCGUUGCAAGAAAUGAAAGAUCUUGAUGAGAGGCUUCAAAACGCGAAUCAAGAACUGUCAACGCUCCGUCAUGAAAAAAUUCAGCAUUCAUAUGAUCGACAAAGUUGGGAAGAUCGACACAAGAUUAUUCAGGGACAUUUAAAUAUAAAGGAGGAAGAAUGCCAAAAUACAAAGACAGUUUUAAACCAAAUCCAAAAGUUGAAUGAGCAGAUGGAAAGACAAUUGACGAAG
Messenger RNA from Racocetra persica, 1458 nucleotides. Lineage: Eukaryota; Fungi; Glomeromycota; Glomeromycetes; Diversisporales; Gigasporaceae. The record is from the annotation of a GenBank genome assembly.